This is a messenger RNA of Pongo pygmaeus (Bornean orangutan), 1558 nucleotides long. Its product is annotated as double homeobox protein 4C-like. Gene Ontology annotation, biological process: regulation of transcription by RNA polymerase II. Gene Ontology annotation, cellular component: nucleus. The transcript has 3 exons. Lineage: Eukaryota; Metazoa; Chordata; Mammalia; Primates; Hominidae. Gene Ontology annotation, molecular function: DNA-binding transcription factor activity, RNA polymerase II-specific; RNA polymerase II transcription regulatory region sequence-specific DNA binding. The record is from RefSeq and is a predicted model, not a curated record. The coding region runs from base 188 to 940 and encodes 250 amino acids.
AAGUCAGAGGUGACAGCUCCGGGCUCCACUGCGCCUUUUCCUAGCCCUCCGUUGUCACGCAGCAGCAAGCUUAAUCCCGCAUAAAAAACGCAUGCGCGGAGAGCGUGCCGGCAGCAGGGCCCACGGAGCAAUGGCAGCAGGCACCUCCUAUCUGCCCCUCCUCGGCGUCACGUGACUAGCUGCGCUGAUGCACGCAGCCGGGAGGGGCGGGCUCCUUCCCCCGGCAGGCCGGAAGCCCCGCACCUCUGUCCCAGAACCUGAGCGAGGCCAGAGGCGCAGGAGGACCAAGUUCGACAAAUAUCAAUACAUGAUUCUUAUAGAGGCCUUCCAAACAGACCCCUAUCCUGGAAUUACUGUCAGAGAAGAACUGGCCAGAAAAACACAGAUUCCCGAGCCACGAAUCCAGGUUUGGUUUCAGAACCGGAGAGCUCGUGUACAGAAGAGAAGCCAGAGCAGGCCCAGCGUGGAGGCAGCCUGGGCGCAGGCCCCGAUCCUAGGCCCCGGUCAGUCCGGGGUGCUGGCCCCCAACUACUCCUACCAGCAGGGCUUCCCAGGGGUCCCGAGCAACGUGGGCAGCUUCUCUUGGGAAUCGGAGGUCGCUUCGGGCCACGCUGUCCUCUGGGGGCACAUUGGUGUCCCGGGCGCAAAUGUGGUCCCCGCUGACCUGGAGAUGGCAGCCAGCGCGCCGGGCCAGCCUUACGCAGACGUCCCUUGCUCUCCGCCCUCGGGCUCGGCGCUGCUUCCAGGUCCCACUUGCCACCAGCCCUUCCCACAGCUGGAAGCUGACAGUGCUGGGCAAGUUCGUCCCGGGGCACCCGGCCUGCUCUUCGCGCACGGGGCCUGGGCCCUGCGGGAGCCGGGGCCGCGCCUUCCCGCCGCGGAGCAGCAGCCGAGGUGGGGCUGGGAGCCAGGGGAGGCGCCUGAGUGCGCGGGGAUCUAGGAGGAGCCCUCUGCGUCCCCGCCCCAGCAGCUCUCGACCCAUCCCGCGUCUCGGCCUCUUUCCUGGCCGCAGCCACAGCCACAGCCACAGCUGUCGCUGGGUCCCGCUGAGCGCUAGGAACAGGUUCAUUCUCUUCCUCCUGAACCCAACCCGUGCGGGAGGCCCCAGGAUCCCCGCCCCAGCGGCCGCUGCGGGGUCUGCACCUCUGGGAGCUGCACAGCAAACCCGUGGAAAUGACCUCUCAGUGUCGGGCGAUGGGAGACAGAUGAACUAAGCUAAGGCCCAUCGUGAGAGUUCACAUUAUGAAAAUUGAAGAGGAAUAUCACGAUUUAUAUAACUUUGUCAUAGAAAGGCUUCCAAACAUGCUUUUCAGGGAAAUGAGGUUGUUAGGGUGGAAGGGCCUCGGGGUGCAUGGGACCUAGGGGUUUUCCUUAGAUGGGAUAAGUAAGAAAGGAUUGACUUUAUAAACUCGUCUGUCCUUCCAUUUAUUAACUGUGUAAACAUGGAGCACUUACAAUGUACAAAGUCCACUAGAGAGAAGGGGCACAGCAGGAUGAGGACAACUUUGUAGAAAUGUAUUAUUUUGUAAUCGGUAAAGAGCAAUGAUUUCUGCUUGCC